Messenger RNA from Tupaia belangeri chinensis (Chinese tree shrew), 279 nucleotides. Its product is annotated as thymosin beta-10. Gene Ontology annotation, cellular component: cytoplasm. The transcript has a single exon. The record is from RefSeq and is a predicted model, not a curated record. Gene Ontology annotation, molecular function: actin monomer binding. Gene Ontology annotation, biological process: actin filament organization; regulation of cell migration. Lineage: Eukaryota; Metazoa; Chordata; Mammalia; Scandentia; Tupaiidae. The coding region runs from base 66 to 200 and encodes 44 amino acids.
AGCUUCGCGAGUGGGAGUACCAGGAGUCGGGCUCGGAGCGAGACGCCGCAGACCGUUUCAAGAAAAUGGCAGACAAACCAGACAUGGGGGAAAUUGCCAGCUUCGAUAAGGCCAAGCUGAAGAAGACGGAGGCGCAGGAGAAGAACACUCUGCCUACAAAAGAGACCAUUGAGCAGGAGAAGCGGAGUGAAAUUUCCUAAGCACCUGGAGGAUUCCCCGCCCUGUCAUCUUUGAACCCCCAGUGGUGACGUGGAGGAAGAGCCACCUGCAAGAUGGACA